This is a messenger RNA of Cyprinodon variegatus (sheepshead minnow), 2243 nucleotides long. Its product is annotated as potassium channel subfamily K member 1-like. Gene Ontology annotation, cellular component: membrane. NCBI's taxonomy places the organism in Eukaryota, Metazoa, Chordata, Actinopteri, Cyprinodontiformes, Cyprinodontidae. Bases 158 to 1219 code for a protein of 353 amino acids. The transcript is spliced from 3 exons. Gene Ontology annotation, molecular function: potassium ion leak channel activity. The record is from RefSeq and is a predicted model, not a curated record. Gene Ontology annotation, biological process: stabilization of membrane potential; potassium ion transmembrane transport.
CAAUAGGAUAAAAGAAUGAGGAAGAGUCAGUCUUUUGGGCUUGAGCAGUUAUUAUCGAAACGCAGACAGGGAAAUAAACAAGCUCUAUGAGGUUUUAGUCCGAUUAAAUAAGGCGGAUUGAGUGUGAAUUGUUGAGGAAUUGGAGCUCCACUGAGUGAUGGUAACCGGACGCAUCGGAGACUGGUGCGCUCUCUUCGCGGAGCGGCACCAGUCCGGGAUCAACUUUGCGCUGCUGAUUAUUUCCUACAUCCUCUACCUCUUCAUCGGUGCCGGGAUCUUCUCCGCCAUCGAGCUGCCCUACGAACACGAGCUUCGACAGGAGCUGAAAGAGGCAAGGCAGGACUUCCUGAGCAACAACACCUGCGUGUCCGACGCGCACCUGGAGGAACUGCUGGCUCGCGCGCUCCAGGCCAGUAACUAUGGAGUGUCCGUCCUUGGUAAUGCCACCAACCGGAACUGGGACUUUGUGUCCUCCUUGUUCUUCACCAGUACAGUGUUGACCACUACAGGUUAUGGUCACACUGUUCCUCUGUCAGAUGAAGGGAAGGCAUUCUGUAUCUUCUACUCCAUCGUUGGCAUCCCUGUUACACUCUUCUUCCUGUCCACCAUAGUGGAGAGACUCAUGGACCUGCUUUCACGACGCCCAGUCUCUUACUUUCACCGGCUGUGGGCAAUGUCAAGAUCGCAGCUAGCCUUGAUCCACGCCACUUCUCUCAGCAUCAUCAUCGCUCUGUUCUUCCUCUUUAUUCCUGCCUGGAUUUUUCUCAGCCUUGAAAAAGACUGGAACUUUCUGGAGUCUCUUUAUUUUUGCUUCAUCUCUCUCACAACAAUAGGCCUUGGGGAUUAUGUCCCAGGGGAAACUCAUAGUAUGGAGGACAAUCCCCACCCACAGCUGUACAGGCUGGCCAUUACAGUCUAUUUGCUGCUGGGCCUGGUGUUCAUCCUGGUGGUGUUGGAGACCUGUUACGAACUUCCUCAGCUCAAACUCCUCAGACGGAGAUUUUACAAGGAAAAUGUUCGAGAGCUAGACUCCGAAACCACCAACAUCAUCAGUCGCGAUCAGCUGAGCGACCAGAUAACCGAGUCUGCAGAUCACACACACGAUCAGCUGCCAGUCAUCUCUUCUGUGUUAGAACAGGCCGAUACGCUGCGCCAGAACGGCACGUCAACGCCUUACACCCCGGCUUCAGGAACUGCUGCUAAUGGGGAGCUGAGAUAACAGCUCCAAAUAUCAGGAAGUGGGUGUGGUGGAAGUUAAUGAACCUGAUUAUGAACUGUAUUUGCGCUCAAUAGAAUCGUACUGGUGUUGCACCCUGCCAACACAAACACAUAUACGUGCUGCAAAGGCAGGAACUCUCAGUGACUUCCUAGAAGUUUUAGAAUCCUCACAAAGUCAUAAAGCUUCAGUUGCAAAGUUGCACAGCCAGUCUAGAUGAUUUUACAUUCAUGUCUAGGCCAUAAAAUAUCUGAGAUAGUAUUUGCAUUGGGAAUGAGCCCUUUCAGAAGCAGCAAAGCCAAGACUCAUAUGAAUCCAUUACCAUCAGAUAACUCAAGGCACAAUUCAUGCAUGUAUUCCAUAAAGAAGAGAAGAUGAAAUGUUGGCUCUGAAUAAAUACUUUAGUUCCUGGUUUCUUUUAGGGAAGGAUUCACUUCUAAUUCUUUAAACAUAGCAAAAUUAACACUGUGGUAUACAAGUCAUGCCACUAGAGGGAAGCACUUUCAUGUUGUAGGAAGGAGUCAUUAAAGUGAAUUUAAAAAUGAAGAUAUUUUCAUAAAAGAAGUUCAACAUGCUGCUCUGAACUGAUCAAACAGAUAAAAGGGGUUGUUUCUUUGUGGUUGGUGCCUGUUUUAAUGCAUAUUUUGUAAAAGACCUGGUACACCCAGGUUUUCUCACGAUCAUUUGUUGUUAUUAUUAUUUUACUGCUGUAAGGAUGUUUAUAUUAACAAGAUACCUUUUAAAUUGUUUUUAUGAAAUCCACUGUUUGUUCUGGGUUUAAUAUAAAUGUUUAAACAAACCCAUUGCAUGAAUUGUAUUUUUAUACAGUGCUUUGCAAAAGUAUUAAUACCCUUUUUACAUUUUUAAAUAGUUUUGCAGUAACUCAUUUUAAAUGAUUUUGAUGGGAUUUCAGUGAUGGAAUAACAAAGUAGUGCAUACCAAAAGGGAAAUGAUACAUGGUUUGAAAAAUUAUUUUUAAAAUAAAGAUCUAAACAUUGUAUUCAUUUGUAUAAAGCCCCUUAGUGUG